This is a messenger RNA of Daucus carota subsp. sativus, 1156 nucleotides long. RefSeq lists its product as uncharacterized. The coding region runs from base 245 to 997 and encodes 250 amino acids. Lineage: Eukaryota; Viridiplantae; Streptophyta; Magnoliopsida; Apiales; Apiaceae. The transcript has 7 exons. The record is from RefSeq and is a predicted model, not a curated record.
AUUUAUUCGCUUAUGUCCCUACUUUUCUCCUAACUCUUAUAUAUUUGUCUUGUUCAGACAUGAUUGCAUGCUCUAAACUCCUUUUGUACGGCAGCUCCAACUCUUCCUCGCAGUUUCAACUCAGAUUUACUUAAGCUACUCGAUACUACUUUGUCAGGUUUCGUGUGGCAACCACACAUUCUGCUACUGCCAAUACGCAGGGUCUUGUGGGCAAUCAGUUUCAACUGAUUGUCAUUUUUAUCUUAUGAAUUCCGGGAGUACUUUGAAAACAAGCAAUGCUCUGGAGGGGGUGAAUGGAGUCCAUCUCGUGCCUCAUUCGCCAUUUGAUUCGCAAGAGAUGAAUCCGCAGGGUGAGUUUCAUCAGUCGAGAUGUGAGAGUGCAAUUAUUGGAGCUAAUCAGAUAAUGACAGUACAGAGAAUAUGGCAGCAAAGACCUUCAUGUCUUAGGCCUAUUCAUGGGUGCUGUCUGAAUGGUGACAGGAACUCUGUAGAAAGAAUUGCUAAUGUGCUCACAUCAAUUCCUUUUGUGGUUCUCGGAUACAAAGCCCCUAGAAAAAAUCUGAACUGUAAGCUUUAUGCUCAUUCAUUAAUUGGAGUAGGAGUUGCUUCGAGUUUGUACCAUGCUUCCCGAGGCAGAUUAAGAAAAUAUUUGAGAUGGGCUGACUAUGCAACAAUUGCUACUGCUACUGUGUGUCUUUCAAGGGCGCUCCGGGAUGAAAAUCCAAAGCUUUUGAUGGCAGCAUCGGCUUUGGUUCUACCUAUCCAGCCUCUAAUGGUAUCAGCUGUUCACACGGGAAUGAUGGAGGUUGCAUUUGCGAAAAGAGCCCUUAAAGAUCCAAAACUGAAGAUGGCACACAAUGUACAUAAGAUGUCAUCACUACUAGGCGGCGCGCUGUUCAUAGCAGAUGAUGCCUUCCCUCAGACUCCAUUCCUUCACGCUGCCUGGCAUCUUGCCGCAGCUAUUGGUGUUAGCACCUGCAACAAGCUUCUAGAGUAGUAGUUGAAGUUAUUACUAUCUAAUUUGCCGAAGUCGCUAUGGUACCCUAGUGCAUUCUUUAGAAGAACAAUAAAUGAAUUUGUAGGGAACAAAAGUUCCCAGGAGAACUAACAUCUGGUUCGUUUAAACAAAUUUGCAUAGUCAUUCUAUUUAAGUCAA